Molecule: messenger RNA, 738 nt
Organism: Humulus lupulus (European hop)
Lineage: Eukaryota; Viridiplantae; Streptophyta; Magnoliopsida; Rosales; Cannabaceae
Product: zinc-regulated GTPase metalloprotein activator 1-like
Exons: 9
Coding region: 1-738 (245 amino acids)
Cellular component (GO): cytoplasm
Source: RefSeq, a predicted model, not a curated record
AUGCAACUUUUAAGUGGGUUCCUCAAUUGGGAUUAUUCAUAUCUAUUAGCAUUGUCAACAAUUAGUGGAGGACUUGCUAAACCUGCUCCUGUUAUAGAAACUUUUUGUACCGAUGAAUUAGUUUUGCAGCAUGUGAAACUUGAUGGAGUUGUUACUUUGGUUGAUUCCAAGCACGCAAUGCAACACCUUAAUGAAAUAAAACCAAGAUUUGUGGUUAACGAGGCUGUAGAACAAAUUGCUUAUGCUGAUUGUAUUAUUUUUGAACAAGCAGAUAGAUUUAGUGCUAAGGUUGAGCUGGAGAUAUUGACCAAGAGAAUUCAGCAUAUUAAUGGGAUGGCACAAAUGAAGCAAGCUAAGUUUGGAUCCGUUGACAUGGACUUUAUUCUUGGAGUGGGAGGUUAUGAUCUUGAUAGGAUUGAUUCUGAAGUUCAGGUAGAUAAUUCCUGUUCUAUAACUCAUCAACAUGAAACUGGAAAAAAAUGCAGCAAUCAUCAUCAUCAUCACAAUCACGUACACAAUGCUGCUGUCACUAGUGUUACUAUUGUUUUCGAAGGAACCCUCGAUAUUGAUGAGACAUACAUUUCAACAUAUCAUAUUGGUCGAAAUUCAAUGAAAGUUUUCUACGCUGUUAAAACUUUUCUGGAUGGCUGCCUCCAAGAGAAGAGGCAAGAUACUUUGUGUGCAAGCAAUCUUUCACGGGAGACUCUUAUUUUUGUCUGCAUUUUUCAAGUGAAAUAA